Phoenix dactylifera (date palm) is the source of this 1033-nucleotide messenger RNA. Its product is annotated as HMG-Y-related protein A-like. Gene Ontology annotation, cellular component: nucleolus; nucleus; nucleosome. NCBI's taxonomy places the organism in Eukaryota, Viridiplantae, Streptophyta, Magnoliopsida, Arecales, Arecaceae. Gene Ontology annotation, biological process: nucleosome assembly; chromosome condensation; negative regulation of DNA recombination. Gene Ontology annotation, molecular function: double-stranded DNA binding; nucleosomal DNA binding. The record is from RefSeq and is a predicted model, not a curated record.
UACCCUUCCUCAUUUCAACGCAUUGCAGACCAAACCCAUCCCAUCGCCUCUCUCGUCCCCCACCUAAACUCUCUCUCUCUCUCUCUCUCUCUCUCUCUCACACUCAUGGCCACUGACGAAGACUCUAGUCUCCCCUUCCUCCCCCCGUACCCCGAGAUGAUUCUGGCGGCGAUCUCGGCGCUGGACGAGAAGAGCGGGUCGAGCAAAUCGGCGAUAUUGAAGCACAUCGACGCGGCGCAUGGGGAUCAGCUGCCGCCGUCGCACGAGUCGCUGCUGGCGGCGCACCUCACCCGCAUGACGGAGGCCGGCGAGCUUGUCUUCGUCGACAACUGCUACCUCCGCGCCAGCCCCGACGUUCCGCCGCCCCCCAAGCGCGGCCGCGGCCGCCCACCCAAGCCCAAGCUCUCCCUCUCCCCCGACGGUCCCCGCCGCCCGCGCGGCCGCCCUCCAAAGCCCCGAGACCCCACCGCUCCCGUCAAGGGGACCCGCCCCCGUGGUCGCCCCCCCAAGAAGCCCAGAGCCGCCUCGGCUUCCGCCGACGCCGGUCCCAAGAGGCCGCGCGGCCGGCCGCCCAAGGUAAGGCCCCAGUUUGCCGAAGUGGGGUUUGUAUGAGGCCUCUUGAGAGGGUUAUCGAGGGGAAAUGGUACCAAGUUGGGAGCUUUUGGUGUUUUCCUUGGGAAAAAGGUGAAAUUGGCGCAGACGUAGGAGUGUUUGUGCUUGAAGGAUCGUCGAAGGGAUCGUUGGUUUGUUAUUUGCAUGUAUGUUAAGCAAAGAUGAUGUUUUCAUUGAAAAUCGGUAAUCGGUAUUUUCUGACCUUUACGUUCCUUCAGUGAGUCUGUUUUCUGUCUUUAUUUUUUCUUUUUUUCCAUAAUUAAGAAGAGUACUUGCUCCAAUUGUAGCCACCGUGCCGAUGAAUUGUGUUGUGUUGUAGUUAAGAUGCUAAUUUUAAGUGAUGACUGUGAGGCAUGAUGUUACUUAGAAGAAAAAGAUAUUUCCCUACACUUUAAUAUGCUAUAUUUACUUUUCUAAGCCA